AUGAACACACCUGACACAGUGGCUCACCAGUCUGCCCUCAACGUUGCAAAAUGGAAGGACCUGAAAGAAUUGGAGUUGGAUGCGGUACAGUCAGUAUGGGGUGAAUUAUCGGUUGAGGCCCUGCAUUGGCUUUUUUCCAUGUCAUCGAACCCCACUGUGCAGAGUAUCAUCUUUCAAGCUAUUGGCGGUGUGCAUCCAGCAUCACAGCGGAAGGCUGAAGACCUGUUUGGUGAUGCCGGCUUGUUACUCCAGAAUUCGCUUUCUCAGUGUCUUUCUAUCACCUCCCAUCCCUAUGGGGCACCACUGUCUGGAUUAGAGACCAAGCUUGAGCGGUUACUACGUUGCAAGCUAGUUCUCUCUGAUGAAUGCUAUAUUUUCAUCAACCUUCCACAGACACAAGGCAUUGAGCUUCCAUCCAAUGUCACAGCCUUGAUAGAAAGAUAUACAUAUAAUCAUGAUAUAAACCUGCUCAUGGAAGACAUUGCCCUCAAUGGAGCUCUGGCAUUCCGUCAUUUGUCUGGGGCAGAAUAUUUGCGUUUCCAUCCCUUAGUCUGGAUUGACCUCAUCAGGAAUGCCGCUUCAGCAGGAGUCUUUUCUCCCAUUGAUAUCAGCGCUGAAGACCCUUUCGCCAUGAACAUAUGCUGCGCGGUUCUACCCGCAUUUUCAUUUUUUUACUCAAACAACUCCGGUGACUCCGAAAAAGACAAAGCUCAGUCAACAGCCGUAGCACUUUAUGUCGCUAUUUGCGAUCAUUUCUUUACUGACAUGACAACCUAUCUCCUGGAAAUGUUCGCCGCGUUUGUGCGCCCUUCAAAUGUUGACUCUGUCCCACCAUGUCUGAGGAUCCUCCUCGUGUUUGCCGAAUUUCUUAUCUCAAGGCUUCCUUUAAACAAAGAAGCCAAUCCAGACGCAGAGGAACUCCAUGUCCUCGACAGAGUCAUCAAUGGCAUUAUGAAUCAUGACCAUUCUUCUUCUCAGGCAAAUGCCGCUGUCUUUGAUGUCCUUGAACGCUUCGUCACUGAGGAUAACCUGAGAAUGAUACCAAUGGUGGCAGACAGUUCUCUGUGUCUCAGAGUCCUACAGGUUUACUCCAGGCUGCUCCAUAAGCGAUGGCAUACUGUGUCCCCUAGAUCCCUGGAGGCAGUUGUCGAUCUCAUGUUCAACAGUCCCUAUAGUUCUACUAGUGCAGGCGACAUCAUAGCCAAGGGUCUUCACGAAGGCAGCCUAACAAUGUACAAUGUCUUUCGUGCAAAGCAAUGUUUAGAAUAUUUCGGGCAUCAUGGAUAUCGCUCAUGGUUGGUGAAUAUCAUUGGAAGCUAUCUCUCCACAAUAGGACAUCACUCAAAAUCCCGUCUUAAAGCUUCGGUAGAACAGGAACAUAUUGACUAUCUCCAUACACCUGACAACCUUUUCGCUGCCUGCUCCAUCCUGGCCGUCGGUUGCAAUGACCGAUUUAACCGUAAUUUCAACCGCAGAAAGCAAAUCAGGGAAAAUAUCUUGUCACUCGUCCGGAUUCAACAGGAUAAUCCUGUAUGGGAUGAAUGCCGGUGCAGGCUUCAACAAUUGCUCGAAAACGAUGGAAUGGACUUCUUCUAUCGCCAGGCUCGCAUUCGUGGAAUUGAACGUGUUGCCUUGUCAGGAGAAAAAAUUGCGGAACAGAGGGAAUAUAUUCGUUUCACCAUUGAGACCUUGGAUGCAUUUUUCUCGGGCGAGUUGGAUGAAGAGCCGAUUUCUGACCCUCCCGCACUUUCUGUCGAUGUUUUACCCAACCCUCGGCCUCAUUGGUCCAGUCGCAUGCAUCGAUUGUUACCUUGGCACAAUCACGAGGCAAGUGACGGAGGUGCCGUAGGGAACGUUUGA
Messenger RNA from Desarmillaria tabescens, 1860 nucleotides. RefSeq lists its product as uncharacterized. Bases 1 to 1860 code for a protein of 619 amino acids. The record is from RefSeq and is a predicted model, not a curated record. The transcript has 2 exons. Lineage: Eukaryota; Fungi; Basidiomycota; Agaricomycetes; Agaricales; Physalacriaceae.